CGCGCCGAAGCCCGCCGAAGCCCGCCGAAGCCCGCCGGCCCGCGAUGAAGGCCGCCCAGACCGCGGACGCCGAGGCGCCGCCGGGCGCACGGUCCGUCAAGGUGGUGCUGGUGGGCGACGGCGGCUGCGGGAAGACGUCGCUGCUGAUGGUCUUCACUGAGGGGGCCUUCCCCGAGAGCUACACCCCCACUGUGUUUGAGCGGGUCACCGUUAAUCUGCAAAUGAAGGGCAAACCCCUGAACCUCCAAAUCUGGGACACAGCAGGACAAGUUGACUAUGACCGCCUGCGGCCCCUGUUCUACCCUGAUGCCAGUGUCCUGCUCCUCUGCUUUGAUGUCACCAGCCCACACAGCUUUGACAACAUCUUUAACCGGUGGUACCCAGAGGUGAACCACUUCUGCAAGGAGGUGCCCCUCAUUGUCGUGGGCUGCAAAACGGACCUGCGCAAGGACAAGUCGCUGGUGAAGAAGUUGCGGAAAAAUAGACUGGAGCCUGUUACCUACCACAGGGGCCAGGAGAUGGCGAGGUCCGUGGGCGCAGUGGCCUACCUUGAGUGCUCGGCCUUGCUCCAGGAAAACGUCCACGCGGUCUUCCAGGAAGCAGCCGAGGUGGCCCUGAGCAGCCGCAGCCGCAACUUCUGGAGGAGGGUUACCCGGAGUUUUUGUGUGCUGACCUGACAUCUUGAGGCCUUCCCUGCCCCCACCACCCAGCAGCAUAGGAAGGAGCUGGGUGCUGACCUUCUUUCUGCCCACUUGACUGGGCUAGACCCAGUCCCCAGGCUGUGACUACCGAACUGCACCUCAAAACAGAUGGACACCAUGAAGGCCGGGCACCGGACCCCGGGUCUGUGGUCCCUGGACUGGAGCGUAACCCCCCCUGAGGCCUGAGGAAGGGGAUUCCAGAGCCCACCAGCCCUGUGGGGGCUAGCCCUGGAGUGGCCUAGAAUGACUACCAGACGCCCAGCCCCCAGCCUGGACCGCACAUCCGGAAGCAGCCUGUGCAGCCUGGUGCCGCCUAGCGGCUGUUCCCAGGGCUGCACCUUCAGGACCUUGCGCUUCUAGGAACCUGGGUCAGAACUCACACCUUGCCCUUCCCCCUUGCCCAUCCAGUGGUAACUAUAACAAGUAAAACAACAUCUUUUGUCAGUUA
Messenger RNA from Herpailurus yagouaroundi (jaguarundi), 1149 nucleotides. It is a transcript of the gene RHOD, whose product is annotated as ras homolog family member D. Gene Ontology annotation, biological process: small GTPase-mediated signal transduction. Gene Ontology annotation, molecular function: GTP binding; GTPase activity. The transcript is spliced from 5 exons. The coding region runs from base 45 to 677 and encodes 210 amino acids. NCBI's taxonomy places the organism in Eukaryota, Metazoa, Chordata, Mammalia, Carnivora, Felidae. The record is from RefSeq and is a predicted model, not a curated record.